CACAGCGGGCGGAGGGCGAGGUUGCUCCGAGCGGAUGCGAACGAGCGGGCGCGCAGUGCCCGAGGAGGCCGCGCCCGGACCAUGAGGCUUCGACUGUGGCUGGUCCCGGCCCUGGUGGUGCUGUGGGGGCCGGGCGGGCUGGAGGCGCUGGGGUACCCGCAGCGCCCGCAGCGCUUCGACACAGUUGAGUCCAUGCUUUCAGACUACGACAUCCUCUCCCUGUCUAGCAUCCAGCAGCACUCACUGAAGAAGAGGGACCUCCAGCCUGAGACACAUGUGGAGAGGCUCUUAAGUUUUUCAGCCCUGCAAAGGCACUUUAAAUUGUACUUAACUGCAACUGCUGAACACUUUUCAGAAAAAUUUCAAGCAUUAAUUGUGGAUGGUGAAGGCAAGGAAAAAGAGUAUCGUGUUCAGUGGCGGGACUUUUUCACCGGACAUGUCGUUGGAGAGCAUAAUUCCAAGGUUGUGGCUCAUAUUGGAGAUGAAGAUUUUACAGUGCGAAUCAAUACUGAUGGAGAAGAAUACAAUAUCGAGCCACUGUGGAGAUUUGUAGGUGAUGUGGAAGAUGAAAGACUGCUGGUCUACAGAUCUGAAGAUAUCAAAGACUUCUCAAGGUUGCAAUCCCCCAAAGUAUGUGGUUAUUUAAAGCUGAGUGAAGAUGAACUGCUGCCAAAAGGACUGGAAGACAGGAAACAAAAUGAAGAAAGCACCCAUCGGAAGACAAGAGCUGUUCCAGAGAACUCCAAAAACACGUGCAAGAUGUUGGUAGUGGCAGACCAUCGUUUCUUCAAGUACAUGGGCCGUGGGGAAGAGAGUACCACUAUCAACUACUUGAUUGAGCUGAUAGACAGAGUAGAUGACAUCUACCGAAACACUUCCUGGGACGAUGGAACCUUCAAUGGGUACGGCAUACAGAUAGAGCAGAUUAUUAUCCACAAUGAGCCAAAUCCUGUAAAACCUGGAGAAAAACAUUAUAAUAUGGCAAGAAGUUACCCAGAUGAUAAGAAAGAUGCCUGGGAUGUGAAAAUGCUGCUAGAGCAAUUUAGCUUUGAUAUUGCAGAGAAAGCAGCUCACGUGUGCCUUGCUCAUCUCUUCACGUACCAAGAUUUUGACAUGGGAACGCUUGGACUGGCUUAUGUUGGCUCUCCCAGACCUAACAGCCAUGGUGGCAUUUGUCCUAAAGCUUAUUACAGUCAAAUUGUAAAGAAGGAUAUCUAUCUGAACAGUGGCUUGACCAGCACCAAGAACUAUGGGAAGACCAUCCUCACAAAGGAGGCUGACCUGGUUACAACACAUGAACUUGGACAUAACUUUGGAGCAGAGCACGAUCCUGACAGUCUGCCAGAGUGUGCGCCCACUGAAGACCAGGGUGGGAAAUAUGUCAUGUAUCCUAUUGCUGUCAGUGGGGAUCAUGAAAACAACAAGAUGUUCUCAAGCUGCAGCAAAAAAUCCAUCCAUAGGACCAUAGAGGUCAAGGCCCAGGAGUGCUUCAAAGAGCGCAACAACAAAGUGUGUGGGAACUCCAGAGUGGAUGAAGGCGAGGAAUGUGACCCUGGCCUCCUGUACCAGCUGGCUGAUCCCUGCUGCUCUGCAGACUGCAAACUGAGAGAGGGUGCCAAGUGCAGUGACCGAAACAGUCCUUGCUGUAAAGGCUGCCAGUUUGAAAGUGCACAAAAGAAAUGCCAGGAAGCCAUAAAUGCCACUUGCAAAGGAGAGUCUUUUUGCACUGGGAACAGCAGCGAGUGUCCCCCCCCGGGGAACGCUCCGGAUGACACCGUGUGCGUGGACAUGGGCAAGUGCAAGGACGGCGAGUGCGUCCCCUUCUGCGAGAGGGAGCGGAACCUGCGCUCGUGCGCCUGCAACGAGACAGAUAACUCCUGCAAGGUGUGCUGCCGGGACGAGCACGACAGGUGCACGCCGUACGUGGAUGCCAACGAGCAGUUCCUGUUCCUGCGCAAGGGCAAGCCGUGCACCGUGGGCUUCUGUGACACAAAUGGCAAAUGCGAGAAGCAAGUCCAGGAUGUGAUUGAGCGGUUUUGGGAUUUCAUAGACCAACUCAGCAUCAAUACUUUUGGGAAGUUCCUAGCAGAUAAUAUAGUGGGCUCUGUGCUUGUCUUCUCCUUACUGUUCUGGAUUCCUCUCAGCAUCCUUGUGCACUGUGUGGACAAGAAAUUGGACAAGCAGUAUGAGGAGAACACAAAGUCCCUGUUUUGCCCCAGUAACGUGGAGAUGCUCAGCAGCCUGGACUCGGCCUCCGUGCGCAUCAUCAAGCCGUUCCCCGCGGCGCCGGCCGCCGGCCGCCACCAGCCGCUGCAGCCGCUGGCGCCCGCGCCCGCCGCGCCCGCGCCGCCCAAGCAGGAGCACCAGCGCAUGGACACCAUCCAGGAGGACCCCAGCACCGACUCGCACGUCGACGAGGACGCCUUCGAGAAGGACCCCUUCCCAAACAGCAGCUCCGCCGCCAAAUCCUUCGAGGACUUGACAGAGCACCCCGUCAUCAGGAGCGAGAAAGCCUCGUCCUUCAAACUGCAGCGCCAGAACCGCGUGGACAGCAAAGAAACGGAGUGCUAG
Molecule: messenger RNA, 2571 nt
Organism: Melozone crissalis (California towhee)
Lineage: Eukaryota; Metazoa; Chordata; Aves; Passeriformes; Passerellidae
Gene: ADAM17
Product: ADAM metallopeptidase domain 17
Exons: 19
Coding region: 82-2571 (829 amino acids)
Biological process (GO): membrane protein ectodomain proteolysis; Notch signaling pathway
Cellular component (GO): plasma membrane
Molecular function (GO): metalloendopeptidase activity
Source: RefSeq, a predicted model, not a curated record